Messenger RNA from Onychostoma macrolepis, 3220 nucleotides. It is a transcript of the gene tha1, whose product is annotated as threonine aldolase 1. Gene Ontology annotation, molecular function: L-allo-threonine aldolase activity. The transcript is spliced from 7 exons. Bases 262 to 1506 code for a protein of 414 amino acids. Gene Ontology annotation, biological process: glycine biosynthetic process; L-threonine catabolic process. The record is from RefSeq and is a predicted model, not a curated record. Gene Ontology annotation, cellular component: cytosol. NCBI's taxonomy places the organism in Eukaryota, Metazoa, Chordata, Actinopteri, Cypriniformes, Cyprinidae.
GUCAGGCUACAAGAUUUUUCACCGGGAUCAAUAUUACAGAUCAGACUGUACACUGCAAGUGGUUGACUCAACAACCUCGACUAGUUUUGUAGUUUUGAGAGGAUUGCUGUAAACUGAUCGAUGUCCUCGAGUUUCUACUAUUCAUGUCUAUAAACCUAAGGCCGCUUACAUCAAUGAUUAUCGAAUACAGUAAAACAAAGUUCAGUAUAAGGCCUGUGAACUGCGGAAUAUACCGAUACAUUACAGCGCAAAGUAGAAGACAUGAGCUCCAAAACACUAACGGUUCCAGCUCGUUUGCUCCGUCAUUGUCUCCACAAACCUAGUCGAGUUUUUCACGUGGGUCCGGUGCGGCUGUACUAUGGGUCCCCGCAGGUGGUCACGGGAUCAGCCGUUCGCACCGUGGACCUCCGCAGCGACACAGUCACCAAACCCGGAGCAGCCAUGCGCCGAGCCAUGGCCGAGGCAGAGGUCGGAGACGAUGUGUUCGGGGAAGACCCUACGGUUAACGAACUGCAGAAAAUAGCUGCUGAUAUGUUUGGCAUGGAAGCGGCUUUGUAUGUCCCCACAGGAACGAUGAGUAACCUGAUUGCAGUUAUGGUGCACUGCAGAGAAAGAGGUGAUGAGAUGAUAGUAGGUGAUCUCUCUCAUACUCUCGUUUACGAACAGGGAGGAAGUGCACAGCUUGCAGGCAUCCAUUCUGCAACAGUCACUACCCUUGGCGAUGGGACCUUUGACCUCAACCAGCUGAUCUCCAAGAUCCGUCACGGUUACCCUGACCCACACUACCCACGCUCCCGCUUGGUUUGUGUGGAAAACACGCACAACAUUCAGGGAGGCCGCGUCCUCCCACUCUCCUUCCUGCAGGAGCUUCGGUCUGUGGCUGAUAAGUUUGGUUUGGCUGUGCAUAUGGAUGGAGCGAGGGUGAUGAAUGCAGCUGUGGCUCUGGGCAUCCAACCCUCUGCUAUACUGCAGCACUGCCACUCUGUCAGUGUGUGUCUGUCCAAGGGACUCGGGGCACCUGUGGGCACCAUGCUAGGUGGGUCAAAAGAUUUCAUACAGAGAGCAGUACGUGCCCGCAAGGCACUUGGCGGUGGAAUGCGCCAAUCGGGUGUCUUGGCAGCAGCUGGUAAAAUUGCCCUGUCAGACAUGAUUGGCAGACUGAAGGAGGACCACAGGAACGCCAGAAGCUUUGCUCAAGCAUUGUUACAGUGUGACCCUCCUCUUUACCAGUUGGAUCUGAACACUGUGGAAACCAACAUUUUGAGGUUCUGUCUGCAGGACACCCAGAUGAGCCCCACAGAGUUCUGCGAGCGGAUGGCAGGCGUAGAUGAAGAAGAGGUGAAGGCUCUGGGCCAGGGAGUCCAGGUUCUGAUGUUCCCCCACGUUGGGGGAACAGUCAGGGCUGUGUGGCAUCUGGGUAUCAGCGAGGAAGACACUCAGCUGGCUAUACUGAAGGCUCAGUUUGUGGCCCAACAGCACAAGCUCAAGUCUAUCAAGGCAGCAUGAAAAGAGCCCUUGACCAAUCAGAGGUGUCUUCACAGUCACACUAAUCUUUUGUGUUUUAAAUUUUUCAAUUUUAAAACUGUAAAACUGCAAAACAAAGCAUAAUUAUAUUCGCUACUUUGCAUUCCAGUUGGACUGCCAAGACUUACCCACUUAAUUCAGUGGUGAGACGUAUAGUACACCCACUUGGUGUGUACAUAUCGUACACACAUUUAAUGGUUUCUCACAAUAAACUAUUGUGACUGACAUUUGCAUCUUGUUUAAAUGCAUUCUUUAAGCAGCAGAAGCUGUUUGAGGCCUUUUAAAAAGCUACAUUAUGGCAAGUUUUAUUGUUUUUAUCAUUCAGUGUUAUAUAGGUAUUCCCCAUAAGGAUAAGAUGUAGUCGUUUAGAGAAGCAUCGUCAUGACGACAAUGCAAAGAUUUACUGCUGUUGAUAUUGGAAGGAGCUUAGGGCCACUGUCUAGUCUUGGCUGAUAAUGCAGUUAACUUUAUUGCUAUAGCAUGCGCGAGGAAUGAAUUGGUUGGAUCUACAUCAUUUUUUUAAAUGACAUAUCCCUAAACUGGUUUUGGGCAUAUUCAUUUAUUCUGCUGCUUAUUUGCCGUUUCCAGUUGCCCUCGAAAUUUACCGUUAAGACAUUGUAAACAGUGUCACAGCUGACAAGCCAAUAUCUUGCUCUGCCUUGCAGAAAUUACAGAAUUUAUGCAGAAUCUUGUGCACAACAUUCAUAGAAUGAGUGUGGGUGAUUCUCACAAAACCUAUCAGGAAAGUGUCUAGGUUAUAUGCCAAUUUUAAAAUAAAAAGAAUUUAAAAAUUACAUUUUGCUUAUGAUUUUGUUUUUGACAUUUUCAUGACAGUUAAGCACAUUUCAUAGUUUUCAUAUUCUCGUAAUGCAAAGCAGAUUCUUAUUUUCAUAUUCUCAUUACCAUAUAUGUGACGCUGGACUACAAAACCAGUCUUAAGUCACUGGGGUAUAUUUGUAGCAAUAGCCAAAAACACAUUGUAUGGGUCAAAAUUAUCGAUUCUUCUUUUAUGCCAAAAAUCAUUAGGAUAUUAAGUAAAGAUCAUGUUCCAUGAAGAUAUUUUGUAAAUUUUCUACCAUAAAUAUGUCAAAACUUCAGUUUUGAUUAGUAAUAUGCAUUGUUAAGGACUUUAUUUGGACAAAUUUAAAGGUGAUUUUCUCAAUAUUUAGAUUUUUUUGCACCCUCAGAUUCCAGAUAUGUAAAUAGUUGUAUCUCGGCCAAAUAUUGUCCGAUCCUAACAAACCAUACAUCAAUGGAAAGCUUAUUUAUUCAGCUUUCGGAUUAUGUAAAAAUCAAAAUUUUGAAAAAUUGACACUCAAACAUAAUGCAUAAUGGAUGAUUUGAAUUUAUGCAAAUGUAAAUGUAUUUUUAAGUACUGUUUUGAAAAAUAAAAAGAAGUUAACAAUUACUAUACAGUAAGAGAUUUGUCAUUAAUGGAAAUAGUAAAAUGUUAAGUGCAUUAUGGUAAAGAAUUGGGGGUAAAAAUGUGCUAAAAAUAACAUUACAAAUGUUGUAUGCUCAUAAAUAUAGGCUUAAUUUCUAUGGUGAAAUGUGGACAUUUGAGUGGCUUUGUGAGACUGGCCUGUUUGCGGUAUUUAUUUUCUGUGAAGUGUGAAGUCUGUUAUAAUAAAUCUGCACAUGAAAUUACACCACAGAAUGAAAAAUGAGAGAAAUAUUUAAAAACUUAAAUAGUAAA